Temnothorax curvispinosus is the source of this 894-nucleotide messenger RNA. RefSeq lists its product as uncharacterized. Gene Ontology annotation, molecular function: catalytic activity. NCBI's taxonomy places the organism in Eukaryota, Metazoa, Arthropoda, Insecta, Hymenoptera, Formicidae. The record is from RefSeq and is a predicted model, not a curated record. The transcript has a single exon. The coding region runs from base 1 to 894 and encodes 297 amino acids.
AUGGCCUAUACAUCCAUACCCAAAGUUCUCCAAGCUAACCUGAACCGCUGCCGCGCCGCCCAGGAUCUUUUCCUACAGUCCAUGGCAAAGCGCGGUAGCGGUUUGGGUAUUGUGGCGGAACCGUACCGUGUGCCUAACAAUCACCCGUGUUGGGCGUCAAGUCGGUGUGGCCUUGCUGCGGUAACGUGGAGGCAAACUGCCUGUCCCGAGCCUUGCACUAAACUAGUGGCGGGCGAAGGUUACGUUGCGGUUAAAUGGGGACAGGUUGUGGUCAUCAGUGCCUACGUCUCCCCUAAUAGGAGUAGGGCCGAAUUUUGGGACAUCCUUAAUCAAAUAGGGAUGUGUCUAACCAGAUUCGGUCCCGCCCCGAUUGUCGUGGCUGGGGACCUCAAUGCUAAAUCGGCACUGUGGGGAUCCCCGGUCACGAAUGCUUGGGGGAGUGAAGUGGAAGAUUGGAUGGCGAAGAGAAACUUGCUUUCUCUCAAUCGAGGGAAUAGAUGGACGUGCAUAAGACCCAAUGGGGGAUCCAUUGUGGAUAUCACGAUGGUGAACCCGGAGGGAUUGCGCCGAGCUGGGGGAUGGGGGGUGGUUGAGGAUGUGGAGACAAGGUCGGACCACGAGUAUGUGGAGUUUUCCCUCAUGGCUACCCCUCGUGAGACUGUGGAACGUCGAAGAGCAGCACGCGAGAAAUUUCUGCGAUGGCAGUGGCGUAAGGCGGAUCGCGACUUGUUUCGUGCUGCGACGCUAACUGCACUAUGGGAGGACAAUGUUCUGCGGAAUGCAGCGAAUAGCGUGGAAGAUCAGGCUGAAAGGAUCGGAGCUAUCAUGAGGCAAGCAUGUGAUGCUGCGAUGCCCCGAUCCAACCCGAUCCCACGCAAGGGAAUGUACUGGUAA